Ailuropoda melanoleuca (giant panda) is the source of this 4154-nucleotide messenger RNA. RefSeq names its product ajuba LIM protein (gene AJUBA). Gene Ontology annotation, biological process: regulation of DNA-templated transcription; response to hypoxia; cytoskeleton organization. The record is from RefSeq and is a predicted model, not a curated record. Gene Ontology annotation, cellular component: transcription regulator complex; adherens junction; nucleus. The coding region runs from base 335 to 1981 and encodes 548 amino acids. NCBI's taxonomy places the organism in Eukaryota, Metazoa, Chordata, Mammalia, Carnivora, Ursidae. Gene Ontology annotation, molecular function: transcription corepressor activity. The transcript is spliced from 8 exons.
CUGUGCUGAGUGUGAGAGCGAGGGGGGCGGGGGCCGGGGAGAGUGGGGCGGCCGGGCGAGUGGACGCGUGAACCGACAGACCUGCGGACGGGACAGCCGCGGCCGUAGGCUCUUCUGGCCCCGCUUAACCCCUGAAGCGCGAGGGGAAGCAGCCCCUCUCGCUGGGGGAUGCUGCGGGAUUCCCGGCGCCGGGCAUCCGGGCCGCCCGCUAAGCCCCUGUGCCUACCCCGUACCCCCGGGGAACCGGAGUCCGGCCACUGGGAAAGAGAAGCGGCUGCCGAGACGCUGCAGGGUGCCGGGCGGGGAGGGGGCUGGAGGCCCCAGGCCCGAGGGCAUGGAGCGGUUAGGGGAGAAAGCCAGUCGCCUGCUGGAGAAGUUAAGGCUCUCGGACUCCGGCAGCGCCAAGUUCGGCCGCAGAAAGGGUGAAUCUAGCCGGUCUGGGUCUGAUGGGACCCCCGGGCCGGGUAAGGGGCGCCUGAGUGGGUUGGGGGAUCCUAGGAAAUCAGGGCCCCGUGGAGCUACUGGGGGACCUGGGGAUGAGCCGUUGGAGCCAGCCCGGGAGCAGGGCCCCUUGGACGCUGAGCGGAACCCGCGCGGCUCCUUUGAGGCGCAGCGCUACGAAGGCUCCUUUCCCGGGGGGCCGCCUCCCACCCGGGCCUUGCCUCUACCUCAGUCAUUGCCCCCCGACUUUCGGCUGGAGACCACGGCCCCAGCUCUAAGCCCCCGCUCCAGUUUCGCCAGUAGCUCAGCCAGCGACGCCAGCAAGCCGUCCAGUCCCCGGGGAAGCCUGCUGCUGGACGGGGCGGGGGCAGGCGGAGCCGGAGGUAGCCGACCCUGCAGCAAUCGUACCAGCGGCAUCAGCAUGGGCUACGACCAGCGCCACGGCAGCCCCCUGCCCGCCGGGCCUUGCCUGUUUGGCCCACCCCUGGCUGGGGCUCCAGCGGGCUAUUCCCCUGGAGGGGUGCCGUCCGCCUACCCGGAGCUCCACGCUGCCCUGGACCGACUGUGCGCUCAUCGGCCCGCGGGGUUCGGCUGCCAGGAAAGCCGCCACUCAUAUCCCCCCGCCCUGGGCAGCCCCGGAGCUCUAGCCGGAGCCGGAGUGGGUGCGGCAGGGCCCUUGGAGAGACGCGGGGCGCAACCUGGACGACACUCAGUGACCGGCUAUGGGGACUGCGCUGCGGGCGCCCGAUACCAGGAUGAGCUAACAGCGUUGCUGCGGCUGACGGUGGGCACGGGUGGGCGAGAAGCCGGCGCCCGCGGGGAACCCUCGGGGAUUGAGCCGUCGGGUCUCGAGGAGCCGCCGGGUCCGUUCGUUCCAGAGGCCGCCCGGGCCCGGAUGCGGGAGCCGGAGGCCAGGGAGGACUACUUCGGCACCUGUAUUAAGUGCAACAAAGGCAUCUACGGGCAGAGCAACGCCUGCCAGGCCCUGGACAGCCUCUACCACACCCAGUGCUUUGUCUGCUGCUCCUGUGGGCGGACUCUGCGCUGCAAGGCUUUCUACAGCGUCAACGGCUCUGUGUACUGUGAGGAGGAUUAUCUGUUUUCAGGGUUUCAGGAGGCAGCUGAGAAAUGCUGUGUCUGUGGUCACUUGAUCUUGGAGAAGAUCCUGCAGGCCAUGGGGAAGUCCUAUCACCCAGGCUGCUUCCGCUGCAUCGUCUGCAACAAGUGUCUAGAUGGCAUCCCCUUCACAGUGGACUUCUCCAACCAGGUGUACUGUGUCACUGACUACCACAAAAAUUAUGCUCCUAAGUGCGCGGCCUGUGGCCAGCCCAUCCUUCCCUCAGAGGGCUGUGAGGACAUUGUGAGGGUGAUAUCGAUGGACCGAGAUUAUCACUUUGAGUGCUACCACUGUGAGGACUGCCGGAUGCAGCUGAGUGAUGAGGAAGGCUGCUGCUGCUUCCCUCUGGAUGGGCACUUGCUCUGCCACGGCUGUCACAUGCAGCGGCUCAGUGCCCGACAGCCCCCUGCCAACUACAUCUGAACUGCGGUCACCGCUGCUGCCUUCGCCACCCCUGACAAAUUCCUCUGGCCAGAGGGCCCCGCUGAGGCCAGCCGAGGCAAGGAACGCACUCCCAGGCCAGGCAGAAGAGUCCUCUGGGGAGGGCCCCAAGGGCCAGAGACCCAAAGAUAUGACAUUCCAAAUGGAUUGUGGACAAGGAGCCUUCCAAUUGCCACGGUGGGGUGACUGGCUUUCUUUCCACGUGCGCAGCCUGUGCUGUAGCAUAUACUCAGGCAUGCACAGGCAGGUUCCAGUACUUUCUAAAGGUCUGAUUCACGUCUGUAUCUCCAGCGUAAGUCAAGCAGUGUUCUGGCUUUGGAUUAUAGGAAGACAGGACAUCGUGAACACUCCUCACUCUUUUGCACCCCUCACGUAGAUCGGAUACGGGGUCAGCGGGUUCUCACCACAGUGUCUCAACUCUGUAUCUGGAUGAAGAGGUAGAAACUGGACCUUAUUAAUGAGUUGUUUCUUGGCCACCUUCUCUCUGAGGACCAGGGGAGCUGCUCAGCCUGUGCUGGGAAGAGGGGCAGCUCGGGUGGAUCUGCUGCCUGUGUUGCCUGUCUCUCAGGGACUCCCCUGGGCCGGGGAAGCCUAGGUGGAUGCCUGUCCUGGGUUGUUCUUCUCAGCUCGGGGACGUGACGAGUGGGUCUUUGGGGGUGGAGGGCCCAGGCCCGCCGUGCAGGAAGCCUCAGGCCGGGCCACGCACCCAGGUGCAGGCACACGGAGCCCUCCAGCCACUGUAUACACAGAGGGCCACACUCACAGACACACACUUGCUCUUUCACUCCCUUCUUCUCAGGUCACUGUCACCCCCGUCCCCUCACAUAGCUCACCACUCCAGACCUCCCACCCCGCAGAGGGAUCCAGGAUUCCAGCCCCUGCAACUCCCAAGAUCUGAGGUUCCGGGAAGCCAGAGGGGCGACCCACUUUGACCUGGUUCUGGUCCGUUUGGCUAAAAUCGGUCCCUUAAAGCCAAUUCAUGGGAGACUUAUACACUUAAAGUUUACUUCACUGGUUUUUUGUGGUUUUUUUUCAGCUCAGAAAAGAUGGUUUUAUUGAAAGCACAGGGACAAGACCCAUGGGUAGAAAGAGCUGCCAAAGUUGACCUCACUUAAUGACCAGUUUGCCCAAAGUUCAGUUCCCUUUGGUGUGUUUUUACAGCCAUUGGGUGUUCUAUUGUUGUUAUGUUUCAGGUGUUUUAAGGAUUUAUAUCUCUUCGUCCAAUAGUACUUCUGAGUUACUUUCAACCACGUAAAUUUAUCAAAUUUGGAGCACUUUGUAAAUGAUGAAAUUGCUUCCUACUUUUAUGGACAUCUUUCCCUAUAUUAUCUACUUUCAGACACAUUUCGAAAAAGUUUAAAGUUUCUAGCAACUAUAAUUGGUACAGACAUUUUGUGUAUCAUUUUUUGUGUUUCUUAAUCUAAUAUUCCUUUACAAAGUCAAUGCCUUGGAAAACAUAAUGGAGCUCAUACGAUUUUGAUGCUUUGGCCUAACUGCUACAUUCCUGGUGUUAAAAACGCCAAUAUAUUCUAAACAAAUGAACAACCAUGCGGCAUAUUCAGUUGACUAACAAUUAAAGGCUACAUAGACAAGAGCAAUAAAAAGUCAAAGGGUGACUCUGCUAACUCUUUUUGAAAGUGCUGCGGAUUUGAUAAAUAUUUAUUUGAGACUAAUUGUCUCUAGGUGACUUGGUUUGAGGCAAAUUAAUCUGAUAAUCUUUGAUCCUUAGUCUUCAUUCUCUGUCACUUAGAGCUUCAUGCUGGAAAUGGUGACUCCUGAGAACAGAAAUCCCGCAUUUCGGGGUUACUCUAAGGUGGCCAUGUCAGCCAAGCUGGUGUCUCAGAGGAGAGGCCCGUGCAUGAGGGUAUGGUUGAGAGGAAGAGCCCACAUUCAUACCACUGACUGCUGGAGGGGAUGCACUUUUUGGAGGGAUAAAUGUUCUGAACCUAGGUGGCUUGAUCUACAGCUGGGAUUGCUUUUUCUGAAUUAUUAUUAUUAAAUAAGUGAAUACAAAGACUCUGACUGGGCAAUUUUCUCACCAGGCCGCUUCAGGCCUGGGAAAUCCAGGCAAGCACGUAUGACUUUACAUCCAACCUUUCUUUGACUCUUGGGGGUCUUGUCCACUCCGACCCUUCGUUGCUUGCUUUCUUUUUUU